GGUUCAGGGUUUCUGGCGAAUGGCAGCAGGUGCCGAGUUUAAUGUUUUCAUGCCGCGUUCAGGGACCGUCCGUCCACGUGCGUCAAAGCGGUCGAUCCGGAGUAGUGAGCUGCAUUGAAAGCAGCUCAGGCUUGCAUUGAUUUCUGACCAUCAGAGGAAUAAUAAAGUGAUUGUGUCACGUCGCUGCACACAUUUUCCUCCCAGUCACAAACGAUUUCCAACAUCUGACUCACAACGAACCGAUGAAAGACUGAGAGCGACUCGAUUCAUCCUGUCGUUUACAUUCUCUGUCUCACGUCUUUGUCUCAUGAAUGUAUAUAAAUGUACUCCUUCCUCAGUAAAAACGUAGUUCCAGCAUUAUUACCACCACUGUUACUUCUAGUACCGCUAAUUAGGUUAGAUUCGAUUCAACUUUAUUGUCAUUACACACCAAGGCACGGAAUUGCAGUUAACCAGAAGUGCAGUAAGCAGCAAGCGCAAAGAUAUCAUAUUCAUAGUUAAAUGUAUAAAAUUCUCACGCCCAACGUGGGACUAAUACUAAAUUGACCCCUGCAGCAAAGACAAAAACUCUUAACUUCAACCCCAAAUAUGACCAGACUGAUGAUAAUGUCAGCUGCUGGUUUGUUUGGCUGGGAACAACAGAAAACCUGUUUGUUUUCUCUGAGUGUCCAGGUUCUCUGUGAGUCUGAGAAGACUGGAGGCAGAGGGAAACCGUUAGCUUAGCUUAGCACAAAGACUGGAGGCAGAGGGAAACCGUUAGCCUAGCUUAGCACAAAGACUGGAGGCAGAGGGGAACUGUUAGCCUAGCUUAGCACAAAGACUGGAGGCAGAGGGGAACCGUUAGCCUGUAUGUGCGCCCUCACAGUCUGUGUGUUAUGGACAGUAAUUGGUGGAGGAAAUGAGUUCACUGGAAUCUCUCUGUAGUGAAGACCAGGAUCGUCUUCAGGAACUGACUGAUGAAGACGAGGAUCGUCUCCACAGUGUCACAUCGUGUGUCAGCUGAAUACUUCGUCGCUGUGUGUGAGAGCAGCUGCCGCUCACACCUUCAGAUGGAUCGAUGAAGAGGAGAAAAGAUCUGAAGUGUUUGUCAUAACUGCAGCAGAUACAACAGAGUGUUUCAUCUAUUGAUCAGCUGCUCUGCUGGGGACCAAUCAGCUUCCUGUCUGUCAGACGGUGUGUUUGGGUGGGCCGGACCAACCCUGCUAUAAAAUUGCAUAUUUCCAUGACGUGUCGAGUCGUGUUGCCUUCAGGGAGGCACGUCAGGCCUGUGAGAUGGACGGAGGGUCGCUGCUCAGCAUCGAGAGUCCAGCUGAGCAGAGCGACAUUGAAAAUCUGCUGCAGGAGCUGCGUUCAGGAGCGGUGGGCGGUGCAGGAGGAGGAGGGGGAGGCGGAGGAGGAGGCAUAGCGGACGGUGAUUUCUGGAUCGGUCUGACUCGGGUGGAAGGAGUCGAUCAGACUCAUCCUGAGCUGAGCAACAGCUUCACUUCCUGUCCACAGCUCUACCACUGGACUGACGGCAGUGUGACCUCCUUCAGGAACUGGUAUUUCGAUGAGCCAUCAUGUGGAGGCGAAGCCUGCGUUGUGAUGUAUCAUCAACCAACUGCACUUCCUGGUCUGGGUGGGGCUUAUCUCUACCAAUGGAAUGAUGAUCGCUGCAACAUGAAACACAACUUCAUCUGCAAAUAUGAACCAGAGAGCCAUCUUGUGAAGGAACAGGGGGACACACCUGAGGGGCAGGGCACAGAGGCGACGGCAGGUGGAGGUGUGGUCAAACAGUCUGCAGGUGGCGACGAUGUUCCCCCUCAGGUCACCAUGGCUGGAGCUUCAGGCAUGUUACUGCUGUACGUCAUCAUUCCCACAAUCCCCCUGCUGCUGCUCAUCCUGGUGGCUUCUGGGACGUGUUGUUUCCAGAGGCUCAGCAGAAGCUCUCCCCACACCAAGACCGCCGCUGACCAGUCCAACCUGUGGAUCUCCAGGACGCCCAAAUUGGACUCCAUGGAGGUCUGACAUCACAGUGACAUCACUUCAAUCGCUCAAUCAAUCAUCUUCAUCAUGGCGUGAUGAUGGACAGGUGGAGCUUUGAGUUCUCAGAGGACGAUGAGGCUUUUAUUUUCUCUUCUUUUGGUGAAGCUUGUAUACUUUCACUGUACUUUUACUGCAUUUCUGGGUAUUUAUACUGCACCUCCACAGAGAUGUACUACACAUUACUACACAGGUAUGUGAAUGUGUUGUCACCUGCAUUUAUUUCCUGUCUCACUUUACUUUGGAGAUACGUCCUUCCUGUUCUUUCUGGCCUUCCUUCACUCCAUCUUUCUGUGCUUACAUCCUCCUUUCUGUUGCUUUUCUGUAAAUAAUUAAAUCUGAUGUUCUUUUCUUCCUGUCUUGUUUGUACUGUCCUCUUCUUCUGUCCUUCCUUCCCUCUACCUGCAGUCCCUGCCACCUUAUGUCCCUUGUUCCUCUCUACACCUCCUCCUUACCUUCCCUGCAUCCUUUCAGUAUCUUGUUUCCUUACUGUGCACUUUCUUUCCGUUGUGUUCUUCCACAUCUCCUUCAUCCUUCUUAUGUCCCACGUUCUUCUCCCACCUGCUUGUACUUCAGCUCUGGUUGGUCAGUCUUCACCUGUUUGUUCACCUGUGCUGACUGUACCUGUGUGUCACGUGACGAAUGUGUGCAGUGAACAAAGCGGGGAGGACAGAUCUGUUAAUGUGAGAAACACUGAAGCUGUUUUAUUUUUCAAGAGAAUCUAAGAUUUCAACAGAAAGCAGACUGUCGGAGGAAACUCUUCUCUCCUCGUCUGUAAUCAGUCCGCGAACGUGUCAUUAAAGCGUCUGAAUGUGGAACACGA
Scatophagus argus is the source of this 2845-nucleotide messenger RNA. RefSeq names its product chondrolectin (gene chodl). Gene Ontology annotation, cellular component: cytoplasm. The transcript is spliced from 9 exons. The record is from RefSeq and is a predicted model, not a curated record. Bases 1273 to 2007 code for a protein of 244 amino acids. NCBI's taxonomy places the organism in Eukaryota, Metazoa, Chordata, Actinopteri, Scatophagidae. Gene Ontology annotation, biological process: positive regulation of axonogenesis.